GAGGUUGGUAUUAGCUUGCUUUGAUGGUCAAGUGGCGCAAAGUUGGAUAAUAUAGAAGUACUAUCAUAUUCUUGAGAAUUGUUUAGAAUGCUGUGGAGUACUCCGAUUUCCCUUCAUGAGUAAAUUUAGGAAACGAAGUUGUGAUUUGAUGGAGUUGUAUUUCCUUUGGUGAAGUUGUAUUUCCUUCUUGGUAUUCUCGUGUGGAGGAUGAUAUGCAGAUGGAUCAUGAACGGAGCCCUUGAAGAGUUGGUAUUAAUGGUCCAAGAGUUAUUCGUCGGCUGAGUGGGCAGCAAAAACAACAAAAGGGAAGUGAACGUUUUAAGAAGAGACUGAACAGAAAUGUACAAGGGAAGCCCGAAGAUGCGGAAACGAAGCCCGUCGGGUGCGAACACUGCGGCGGCGACAAGAUGCAGACGACCGACGCGAGCCCGGCGGAGGCCGACGCGGCCAGGGGCACCACGACCGAGUUCCCGCCCGUCUCCGACCAGUUCUUGGCGCUCGUCGUCCAGGAGGUGCUGAAGAAGCUGACGGCGUCUUCCAGCACGGAAGGCGCGCCCACGACGGCCGAUCCCACAGAGACGAAGGCGAAACAUUGGGGGUCCGGCCCAAUGCACGGCCCCAACCCGCGCCCGGUCCGUCCGCCCUACCGCCCGCCUCCGUUCGCAGAAGAGCGCCCGCGCCCCAUGUACAACCACAACGAGCCGUACCACCCGCCUCUGGAGGACCACCACGUGGUGCUGAGCCUGGCGGCGCUGUGCGCGUGCGACUCGCAGUCGCAGGCGCCGGCCCAGUCGCAGGCGGCGCAGUCGCAGGCGCAGUCGCAGUCGCAAGAGCCCGCUGACGCCGAGGCGUCGGCGUCCAGCCCCAAGACGAAGCGCACGGCGUCGCACGGGCUGGGCGGAGCGUCACUCGGCCACUCGGGCUUCAGCUACGGCCUGGGCGGCUUCCAGGGCCUGGGCUCCAGCCCGCUGCAGCUGUACGGCGGCGGCCUCGGCGGCGGGCUCGGCGGCGGCCACGGGCUGGGCGGCGGCGGCGGCUUCAACUCCGCGCUGCUGUUCCAGAGCGCCUCUGGCGGACACGGAGGCUUCGGAGGUCUGGGCGGUCACGGCGGCCUGCUGAGCUUCGGCGGCGGGCACGGCGGGCUGGUGGCGGCGCCCAGCAUGGCGCUGCCCCUCGGGGGUCUGGGCCAGGGCGGCGGGCUGUCCCUGGGCGGGCACGGCGGAGGGCUGUCGCUGGGCGGCCUGGGCCUGGCCGGGCUCGGCGGGCUGGGCGGCGGCUUCGGAGGCGGCCACGGCGGCGGCGGCGCGAGCCAGCUCGCUCUGGCCGUGCCCGUGCAGUUCGGCACCGGCUCCAAGCUCGGACCGGUGACGUUCGGGCUCCACGGAGGCGGCGUGGGCGCGGCGCCCGCCGCCGCGGCGCUGCCCCUCCAGGCGUACGCCGCCCCGUCGCCGGCCGUCGCGUCCGCCGCCCUCGCCAGCGCCUACCUGGGCGGCGGCGGCGGCAAGUCCCUGGUGUCGCCGGGCGGCUACAGCGGGGUGAGCUCGGCCAGCCUGGGCUCCUACUCCGCCCCCAGCGCCGCCUACUCCGCCCCGUCUUCCUCCUCGUCGUCCGGCUCCUCCUCCUCGUCGUCGGGGUCCUCCUACUCGGCGCCGUCGUACGCGUCCGGCGGCUCCUACUCGUCGGGCGUGUCCUACGCCGCGCCCUCGUCCUCCUCCUAUUCGUCGGGCGGCUACUCCGGAGGCCCGUCCUACUCGUCGGGCAGUCUGCACGGAAGCUACUCCAGCCCCAGCUCGUCGUACAGCGCGCCCGCUGGCGAUUCCGGGUACUCGUCGGGGUCGUCCGGCUCGUCGUCUGGGUACAACACCAUCAGCUACAGCAAGCCGUACUCGCGUCGCAGCUACUGCUCUCAUCCUGAUUGUAAUUUGUUUUUCUUUUUGUUGAAUGAAGUUUCUCAUUUCCUUCCUGUCCUGUCAUUUCAUUUUGUAAUUUUCACGAGUCAUCUCAGAGUGAUACUUUUUAUAAUUUUUCCUGAACUUUAUACU
This is a messenger RNA of Gryllus bimaculatus (two-spotted cricket), 2042 nucleotides long. The record is from the annotation of a GenBank genome assembly. Lineage: Eukaryota; Metazoa; Arthropoda; Insecta; Orthoptera; Gryllidae.